CACAGAGAGAUGAAGCCUCAUUUAUUGCUGUCAAAAUGACAAAGACAUUGUUGAUAUCAGCUUAUCUAGAACACCGUUCCAAUAAAAGAGAGGUCCGGGUUAUAGCCAUUGUGCGGCGAGAGGAGAAAGUCUCCUACCGUUGCAUCUUUCAGUGUCAGAACCAGCAGUGGCACACCUCGAAAGGUGUUCUCAGCAUCCAUACAGACCACUUUGGGUUCUCCUACGGAACAGCGGACAUCAUGUGUCCCAUCCCCCCAGAGUGUGAAAAUCCAUCUCACAUUUCUGUGGCUUCUGAUAAGACGAUAUCAGAAGAUGAAUAUAAGGAAGAAUUUUUGGAAGUGAAUAACCAAAAAGCACAGACUGAAUCUUUUCCUUAUAACUUCACAGUCUGUAUUUCUACUAUGUUUGAUUUCACCAAUGUGCUCCAGCUGGUGCAGAGUUUCGAAAUGCUUCAGUUACUGGGUGUGAACAAAGUUUUUGUCUACAAAACCAACUGCAGUCGUGAAACACAACGCGUUCUGGACUAUUACUCAAACAAAAAAGGCUUUGUGGAGGUGAUUCCUUGGUCCAUGUCCAGGUUUCUAAAUGUUUCUCGAGGAUGGCAGCCUAAGCAUGGUCCUGGUGACCUCCACUACUUUGGUCAGAUCCCUGCUCUCAACGACUGCCUCUACAGGAACAUGUACAAAUCCAAAUAUGUGGCCUUGCAUGACAUUGACGAGCUCAUACUGCCACAGACGGUCAAAAGCUCCGGCGACGGAGGAGGGCCUCAGACGGAGGAGGCCGGCGGCGAUGCCGUCUCUGACGGAGGAGGGCCACUGGAGGAGGCCGGCGACGGAGGAGGGCCUCUGACGGAGGAGGCCAGCAGCGACGCCGUCUCUGACGAAGGAGGGCCUCUGGAGGAGGCCGGUGAUGGAGGAGGGCCUCUGACGGAGGAGGCCGGCAGCGAUGCCGUCUCUGACGGAGGAGGGCCUCUGGAGGAGGCCGGCGUCGACGCCGUCUCUGACGAAGGAGGGCCUCUGAAGGAGGCUGGUGACGGAGGAGGGCCUCUGACGGAGGAGGCUGGCGAAGACGCCAUCUCAGACGGAGCAGCAGCCUUGGGGGCCGCCGUCUCAGGAACAGCCUCAGAGGAGGCUUGGAGUGCCAGCUGA
This is a messenger RNA of Cyprinodon variegatus (sheepshead minnow), 1148 nucleotides long. RefSeq lists its product as uncharacterized. The coding region runs from base 36 to 1148 and encodes 370 amino acids. The transcript has 6 exons. Lineage: Eukaryota; Metazoa; Chordata; Actinopteri; Cyprinodontiformes; Cyprinodontidae. The record is from RefSeq and is a predicted model, not a curated record.